AUGGAAGAGUCGGAUGUGGCACGGGCUUCACUGGCUCUGAUGGAUGCAGCCAAUGACCGUGACCCUGCAGUCCGAGAGCAGGUCAGGAAGUCGCUGCUGACCCUGGGGAAAUGGAGGACUGGGAAGAUCCUGUCCAUGUGCCAGGAUUACCUCAUACAGCAUUCCAAGCUUGAAGUUGGACAUCGAGUGGUUCUGCUGCAGACCGUUGAGUUGGUGAUAAAGUCUAAAAUUGAUGAGAUAAGCUAUCCAAAAAUGAAGAGUCUCAUUCACCUGGCCUCCGAAGAAAUGACGAGAUCGAAGGACAUAGUACCUGAUUGGCAGCAGGCAGCUAGCAAUAUUUUGGUUGCUUUGGGUGACAGAUACAUCAAAGACGUCAUGGAGGAGAUCCUCUGUAAAUUCCAGCCUGGAUUUCUCCCACAUUUCUUUGUGGUGCAAACAUUGGCUAAUCUUUCUUUCUCCAAUGUUUAUGGAACGGUGCCUUUCCUCGGAAACAUCUUGACGACCAUGCUGCCCAUGCUGGGCAUGACGAGACAGGACAACAUGAAGUGGGCGUUCUCUUCUGCCCUGUGCCACUUCAGUGAGAGCAUUGUGGAAUACCUUGCCAAUAUGGACAAGGCCCCUGACCCUGCGGUGAGGAAAGACGCCUACUCUGCUGAGAUCUAUGCUGCCUUUGACAUCCUGUUCUGCAACUGGCUGCAAAGCAAGGAGACCAAGCUGACGCUCACUGUCACCAGUGCCCUGGGGUCCAUGAGUCUUCUGUUGGCUCAAGAUAAGUUGGAGGAGCUGCUUCCCAGGCUGAUUCCUGCAAUCCUCUCUGUCUACAAGAGGAACUCAGAGCAUUACAUCAUCAGCAAGAGUCUGUGUCAGAUUCUAGAAGCUUCCAUGAACACUGACAGGCGGGUUCUGGAGGUACAGAUUGAUGGCCUCAUGCUCACAAUGCAUCAUCAGGCAUGCAUACCUGUUGACUAUAGGAACCCAUCAACUCUUAAGAACCACAAUGAGGUCUUGAGAUGCUUCACUGUUUUGGCCCACACUUUCUCAGAACGCGUGAUACCGUUUGUCCUCCAGAAGCUGGAGAUCAGCAACGAACGCAACCGUCUGGGCUCCCUAGCGGUGCUGAAACACCUCAUCAACACUUCCAGUUCUGUCAUGGAAUCCAAGAAGCUUCACAUUAUCAACAGCGUACGACAGCCAAUGCUCGAUCGUAGCAACAGGGUGAAAAAGAUGUUUAUUCAGGUAAUCAGUGCCAUGGCUCACCAUGGCUACCUGGAGCUGGAGGGGGGGGACCUGCUGGUGAGGUUCGUCAUCCUGCACUGCGCAGUCCCCGACACUUACCAGCGUGUGUGUCAGUCCCCUGGCCUGGAGGACGUGACCAAUGAGGCGCUGCGGAGCAUGUGUGAGAACAUGCUGCACCUCUUCACCACCACCGUGGACCGUCUGAUCGACGUUCUUUGGCCCUCCCUGUUUUGCUAUCUGACCCAGGCCCAGUACACCGACGCCACCACGCCGCUGUGUAAGAGCCUCAUCCUGCUAGCCCGCAAGAAAGCUGCCCUGGAACCCGGCUCCAUCGUUGACUUCGAUGCAGAAGAUAAUCUUCCCAGUUCCUAUGUGCUCAUGAUGAGGCUGCUGGUCAAUGCCUCCUUCCCGUUCCGCUGCCGGGGGCGGGGCGCCCCCUCGCUGGGCCUGAUGAGGGUCCUCAGCACCAGCAUCCACCCCAAACUGGAGUAUGUGUGGCAGGCUGAGAUUCCCCCACUCCUACACUGCCUGGAAGAGUCAACAGAGGAAACGUUGGACCGGAGGAGAUGGGAGGGAAGGCUGCUUGAGCUCUUGUCCAAGACUCUGGUGGCCAUUUCCUAUGACAAGUGGAGCUGUCAGCUCGCUACCGAGGCAACCCGUUACCUUCCCACCUACAACAGCUACCUGGAGGAGAAGAGCUUUCUGUACAAGUGCAUCGGCGUGACUCUGCAGCACUGCAACAACAAGGAGGUGGUGGGGAGGCAGCUCCGGGAACUCCUGGUCUGCGCCCGUCACCACGGCGCCAUGGAGAGGGAGGGAGCAGCGAUGGGAAUCGGCCUUUGCGCCAGCAGUCAUCUGCACGACGCUCUGGCGAAACUGGAAGACUUCGGGAAAUCCGACAUCUUCAAGAAAGCCUCAGGAAUAUUUGGGCUGCUUAAAGAUAAGGGUGAUUCGGAUGUGGACAAGGCGAAGAGCACGCUCAUCUUGUGCUACGGGUACGUGGCUCUGCUCGCCCCUGAGGACCAAAUCCUGUGCAGAAUCGACUCGGACAUCUUGCGGAACAUCAGCAAGCUUUUCAACACCAAGGUACUGGGAAUGAAAGUCGAGACUAAGGACCUGACCAUGAAGCUGAGUCUGAUUCAGAGUGUGGGUUUUAUAGCCCAGGCCGUCAGUGCCUGUGUGCGCCGGCAGGGCUACCUGUUCACCCGCAAGCAGGAGCUCAUGGGCGUAAUCAUGGACUUUGUUAAGGCGGAGCCAUUGGAUGUCAUGAGGAAUCCAGUUCGUCAUCUUGCCAUGACUACGUGCUCCAGCCUGUUCAACUUGGAGCCGGCGCUGACAGAGAACGAGAAGUCUGACAUGCUGCGCACCUGUCUAAACAGCACCUUCGGCCUACCCCCGAUGGAGGAGCCUGACCGCGGGAAGGACGGCCAGGCGCUCGACCCACGGGCGAGGGAGACCCUCUACAGAGACACAUUCUGCACUCUUCAGACUCUUCUUAAAACUGUGCUCAUGCAAGACAUGAACCCAGAUGGACUCCAACGCAUAUUUAAGCAUAUCAAGGUCUGGCUGUGCUCUGAGAUGAACCACGAGCGUGAGAGGGCGAUGCGGACCGCAGCUGCCAUGCUGGCUUUCUACCUGAACCAUCUCAACAUCAAGAAGAUGGGGGCGUUCCAUAAUCUCGGGGCUCUGCUGGGGGAGAUUAUCCCCAGAUGUACGGACCCCAGCCCGCCGGUGAGACUGGCAGCCAUGGACUGUAUUCAGGCUCUGCUGUACGUACAGCUGGGCUAUGAAGGGUUUGCAUCGGACUACAAAGAUGAGGCCGUGGAAAAGCUUAGGACACUCUCCGAGAAGCUGACUACCUCCGACAUGGCAGCUUUGUACAGGAACUGCUCUGAGCUGACAAAGAUAGUUAGUAAGCAUCUCCCUCAGCAGCAGCUUCCCGCUCUGGUCUUCACACUCUUGGACGGGCUGGCUGACCCGCAGACCAGCUGCUCCUGCUUCUCCAGCAUGAUGCUCCACGUGCUGCUGAAGAGCCGGGGAGCCAGCCUGCAGGAUCAGGUCCCCGAGGUGCUGGAGGCGAUGCGAGUUCGGUUGCCGACGGUCUCCGAAGACCAAGUGAGGGCCGUGGUAGCCCAAUCCCUCCUCGUCCUUGCCGCUCAGCACCUGCAGACUGUUGUCAACGUCCUCACUUCCUUCCCCCUGCCCUUCGACAGCUGGGGCUGUGAGGUGUGGCUUUCUCUUGGAGCUGACAGCACUCUGACCUUCCAGAUCAUGGAAAUGAUCCUGGAGAAGCUGAACGUGGUGGUGCCAUUUGUGGACAAGAGGGACUCUGCGCUCCGGACCAGCACGGUCAAAGUGGCCACCAGCCCCCCGCUGGCAAUGACGUGUGCCCUGCACGGGAUGAUGUCGAACAGUCAGAGCCAGGACCCAGUGGCGGCCCUCUUCCCCCAGCUCUUUGGAGCCCUGCUGGUGCGUCUGGGCUCCAGCGUUGGGGUCCUGCCCCCCAGGGACCCGGUGGGCACCGGCCCCUCCCCAGAGAGGAGUCCGUCCCCCCAGCUGCCGCCGUCCAUCGAUGUGUGCGGGAUGGCGGUGGAGGCCUUGCGUGUUCUUCUGGUCCGUGUUCAGCUGGAGAAAGUGCUGAGGGCCCUGAACUUGGCAGGAGCUUGGGACAAGAUCAAAGACCUACAGCAGCACACCGAGGGGGUCACACUGCUGGCCAGGCACAUGGCAAGGCAUGCCGGGCAGCGUCUCCCAGCCUUGGUGGAUAAUCUGUAUCCUAACCUCAGCAACAUCUACCAAUGCCAGCGCAUUACGGUGACGGCAUUCUUCUCUGAGCUGCUGAACCAUCGUGUGGUGACGGAGCUGCAGCUGAUAGAGGCCCUGAUGAAGCACGUGACGGAGCGCCUGGCGGACCCCUGCUGUGCCGUGCGCGUGCUAGCCAUGCGGGGGCUGGGGAACAUCGCCACGGGGUCCCCCGAAAAGGUGAACUCAUAUGCCAAGGAGCUUCUGGCCCCCAUGAGCUCUGGGCUGGAGGACAAGGAUGACCCUGACAAGCACAUCGCCCUGGAGGCCUUGUCUGGCCUGACCAAGAUCCUGCGGUGCCUGGACAAGGAAAACGUGCACCUUCUGGUAGUCUACAUCUUCAUGAAGAUCAAGCCUUUCCUGGAGAGCGAGAAUGAGGCCAUCCGCUGUGCUUCCAUGACGCUUCUGGGAAGCCUGUCCAAGUUUGCGUACGGAGAGCCGGUCUUCAGGGACCAGAUCCACAACGUGCUGAUCAGCCUGCUGCUGCACCUCAGCGACCCCAGUCCAGAGGUGGUCAAGGCGUGUAAGUUUGCGAUGCGAGUCUGCGGCCCAGUGCUGGGCUCAGAGAUAGUCGCCGCCAUGUUCCAGAACCAUCUACACGAGGACAGAGGGUUGCACUACGGCGAAUUCAUCAACGACCUCACCAAAUACAUUAUCCGAGACUUCCCCAGCAUGCUGAACUUCUACCACAUCACCAUCGUCCACUUCUUCAAGAGCUCCUGGCCCGAAGUCCGAGCAAGCGCAGCUAUGUUUAUCGGGUUUCUAUUGAUCAAUCUCCCAGAAGAGCAUCUAUCAGAGAUGAACAUGGGCAGUGUCAUUAAAGGUCUAGUCCAUCUGCUCCAGGACCCAGACCCUUCAGUCCGUGCCAAAGCAGCAGAGGCCAUGGGACACUUCCACCACUUCUGA
Molecule: messenger RNA, 4944 nt
Organism: Conger conger (European conger)
Lineage: Eukaryota; Metazoa; Chordata; Actinopteri; Anguilliformes; Congridae
Product: maestro heat-like repeat-containing protein family member 1
Exons: 42
Coding region: 1-4944 (1647 amino acids)
Cellular component (GO): cytoplasm
Molecular function (GO): protein binding
Source: RefSeq, a predicted model, not a curated record